Molecule: messenger RNA, 409 nt
Organism: Nematolebias whitei (Rio pearlfish)
Lineage: Eukaryota; Metazoa; Chordata; Actinopteri; Cyprinodontiformes; Rivulidae
Product: ribonuclease P protein subunit p30-like
Exons: 4
Coding region: 1-288 (95 amino acids)
Biological process (GO): tRNA processing
Cellular component (GO): nucleolar ribonuclease P complex
Molecular function (GO): RNA binding
Source: RefSeq, a predicted model, not a curated record
AUGUUCAGUUUCUGCUUCAACUUCCACGUUACAGUUCAGUUUUAUGUUUGUUUUCAGGGUUUGGAGCUCAGAGGACCGUAUGACAUCAUCAACCUAGGUCAGCUGUUCGGUUUGUUGGACUCGGACUCUAAAGAGUCCAUCUCCUCAACGUGCAGAACUGUUUUACUGCAUGCAGAAACCAGGAAGACAGCCAGCGGUGUCAUGUACACCACAAGGAUCCAGCAGAAGGUGCCACAGGACCCAAAAGACGGUGAAGCUCCUGCAGCAAAAAGAGCCAAAGCCACCUGACUGAGUGAUUGGCAGCUGAGGAGGCGGGGUCUUUGUUCAAGUUUUUUGUUUUGUUUUCUCUGUGAAACUGAUGUUCUGGUUUUGGAUCUACAAGUAGAAUAAAAAGUAUUUUUUGUUCUUA